Messenger RNA from Pseudophryne corroboree (corroboree frog), 2340 nucleotides. RefSeq names its product MAPK interacting serine/threonine kinase 1 (gene MKNK1). Bases 295 to 1638 code for a protein of 447 amino acids. Lineage: Eukaryota; Metazoa; Chordata; Amphibia; Anura; Myobatrachidae. Gene Ontology annotation, molecular function: calcium/calmodulin-dependent protein kinase activity; ATP binding; calcium-dependent protein serine/threonine kinase activity. Gene Ontology annotation, biological process: peptidyl-serine phosphorylation; intracellular signal transduction; protein autophosphorylation. Gene Ontology annotation, cellular component: cytoplasm; nucleus. The record is from RefSeq and is a predicted model, not a curated record. The transcript is spliced from 12 exons.
CACACUGUUCCCUCGUAACCCUCAGGUCCCCACCUCCUUGAUGCCACAUAAAGUGUUGUGCGAGCCGGAAAUCAUCCCUUAGAGAGACGGAGAAGCCAAACACCCGCCAUUUUGUUACACUCCCGCCCUUUCCUGGCUCACACAGACACACACGCCCUGUGGGAACCAGCAGCCGGUGAAUCCCAGGACAGUGACAGACAGUUACAUCAGCAGCGACACUUCCGCACAUUCAGUUGUGCGUCCCACGCCUCACUCCCGCACCGAGAUCUGACCAAUCAAGUGCAGCGAGGUUACAUGACCGGCGAGAAGUGGCCUAUCAACGGAGGGCGUGUGACGACAGACUGUGCUGGGCUUGGCUGCCGGCCGGCCGCCGCGAAGUGGGCGGAGCGAGCAGAAAUGGUCAGCAGUCAGCACAUCCCGAUAGAUGACGCAGGGAAAAGGAAAAAGAAAAAGCGAAGGACGAGAGCGGCAGAGGCCUUCACUGGGAAAUUUGCAGACUUGUACCGGCUGACUGACGAGCUGCUUGGAGAGGGGGCCUACGCCAAAGUUCAAGGAUGUGUCAGCUUGCAUAACGGAAAAGAUUACGCUGUUAAGAUAGUGGAGAAGAAGGCCGGGCACAGCCGCAGCCGAGUCUUUCGAGAAGUUGAAACUCUCUACCAGUGUCAAGGCAACAAGAAUAUUUUGGAGCUGAUUGAGUUCUGUGAAGAUGACGCCCGUUUCUAUCUGGUGUUUGAAAAGUUACGAGGAGGUUCCAUCCUCUCCCAUAUUCAGAGGCGUAAACACUUUAAUGAGAGAGAGGCCAGUAAGGUGGUCCGAGAUAUCGCCUCUGCCCUGGAUUUUCUACAUAACAAAGGAAUUGCACAUCGAGACCUGAAGCCAGAAAAUAUAUUGUGUGAAUGUGAAGAUAAGGUGUCGCCUGUGAAAAUCUGUGACUUUGAUCUGGGGAGUGGUGUAAAGCUGAACAGUGCGUGUACCCCAAUAACGACCCCAGAACUCACUACUCCUUGCGGCUCAGCAGAAUAUAUGGCUCCAGAGGUGGUGGAAGUUUUCACAGAGGAAGCCACAUUUUAUGACAAGCGCUGUGACCUGUGGAGCUUGGGGGUCAUCCUGUACAUCAUGCUGAGUGGGUACCCGCCCUUUGUGGGUAACUGUGGGACAGACUGUGGCUGGGAUCGCGGAGAAGUGUGUAGAGAGUGCCAGAACAAGCUGUUUGAAAGUAUUCAAGAGGGCAAGUAUGAGUUCCCAGACAAAGACUGGUCCCACAUCUCCAACCUAGCCAAGGAUUUAAUCUCAAAGCUGCUCGUACAGGACGCCAAACAACGCCUCAGUGCUGCCCAAGUACUUCAGCACCCAUGGGUGCAGGGGGGUGCCCCAGAAAGAGGACUGCCGACUCCACUGGUUCUUCAAAGGAACAGCAGCACUAAGGAAUUGACCCAGUUUGCAGCCGAUGCCAUUGCGGUGAACCGCCAGAUUUCCCAACAUGACAGUGACCUGAGUGAAGAGAACGAAAGUUUAAUCCAGACCUUUUGCUCCGUGAGGCUCUCGCCUCCAUCUAAUUCUCGCCUGGCAAAACGGAGGGCACAAGCCCACGCCAACAAAGGUAGUGGCGUGGGGAGUGCGAGCUCUGUGGCCGUCUGAGCUAUAUGGACAACGUACAUCUCUUUUUACCCGGACUGCUAUCAGUGACUGUUCUAAUUGAUUUUAAAAAGUUUUUAAUGUGCCUGCCAGUUCCUUGCAGUUGCAGUGGAACUACCUCUUUUUUUUAUUUAGAGAAAUGUAUAAAUAAUAUUAAAUAACUGUGAUACAUACAGUAACUCUUUGUGUGUUCCCCGAAUUAUACGAAGAUAUGCCUGGUGCUAACGGUGACAACUGCACGUCUGUUACCAUUGCUAUAGGAACACAAACCUUUUGUUAGGUGAUAAAUGUAAAAACCUUUCCUCCCCCUUAUUUAUUAAUGUUGCACAAUUUUCCAGCACAUCUGCCUCAUCUUUUUUUCGUACAAUUUUUCUUUUUUCUUUCUUUUCUUUUUUUCUUUUUACAAUCACAAAGCCACAGUGAAUGCAGCUUGAGCCUAAGCUGCAGUUUUUUUUAUUUAAUUUUGUUUUCUGAGUGUUUAAAGAUGCAUUUUAUUUUUUUAGCACUUUAAAUGGUAUUUUUUUUAACGUGGGAGUGUGUGUGUGGGGGGAGCGUUUUGUAUGGAAGCGGAUAUGUAGCUGACUUGUCAGUGACUGAUCGAAGUGACACAAUUUCUGCAUAAAAUGUGAAAGUCCUAACGACAUCAAGAGUUUUGUUUGUUAAUGUUAUUUAAUACUUAUACCAAAAUAAAUUUCCAUAUUUUUA